This is a messenger RNA of Miscanthus lutarioriparius, 1053 nucleotides long. NCBI's taxonomy places the organism in Eukaryota, Viridiplantae, Streptophyta, Magnoliopsida, Poales, Poaceae. The record is from the annotation of a GenBank genome assembly.
AUGGCGGUGAGGGUCCCGGCGGCCGAUCUCAACCAGCACCUCUCGUCGCCGUUCACCGCAUUGCGCUGCCGCAGUUCAGGUGACGAGGCGCCUCUCCGCGUAGCAUCAAGGAUGCCGCGGAGAAGUGUGGAACCCACGACGACGAGGAUCCUCUGCAGGGCUGCAGAGGUGCAGGGCUCUGGAGGAGGAUCCAAGAGGAGGAGGAGGGAGCCGCUGCGGCGCGGGGCCGUCAGCGCGCACCUCCCGGUGCCGGACCACAUACCCCGGCCACCCUACGUCGGCACGGACGCCGUCCCGGACGUGAGCCCAGACCGGCAGGUGCACGACGGCGAGAGCAUCAUGCGCAUGCUGGACGCCUGCGAGCUCGCCGCUCGAGUCCUGCACCAUGCCGGAGCCAUGGUCAAACCCUCCGUGACGACGGACGAGAUCGACAGAGCUGUGCACCAGAUGAUCGUCGACGCCGGCGCUUACCCCUCCCCACUUGGAUACGGCGGGUUCCCCAAGAGCGUGUGCACGUCGGUGAACGAGUGCACCUGCCACGGUAUCCCCGACUCACGCGAGCUACAGGAUGGAGACAUUAUCAACAUUGAUGUUACUGUCUAUUUAAACGGCUACCACGGGGACACCUCAAGAACAUACCUUUGUGGAGAAGUCGAUGACGCUACUAAGCAACUUGUGAAGGUCACUGAAGAGUGCAUGAUGCGAGGCAUAUCAGCCUGCAAGCACGGUGCUAGUUUCAAGGAAAUUGGACAGAGAAUAAGUGAGCACGCAGAGAAAUAUGGCUAUGGCAUCGACCCCUUUGUUGGGCACGGCAUUGGGAGGAUAUUCCAUUGCGAACCCAUCAUAUGGCAUACCUACGAUUACGAGCCAGGGUUCAUGGUCGCAGGCCAGACAUUCACCAUCGAGCCAACGCUGUCGAUGGGGAGCACGCAGUGCGUGGUGUGGGACGACGGCUGGACGGCUGUGGCGGUGGACGGCAGCCUCAGCGCGCAGUUCGAGCACACCGUGCUGGUCACCAGCGACGGCGCCGAGAUCCUAACUGGGUUUCCGUAG